Ochotona princeps (American pika) is the source of this 2041-nucleotide messenger RNA. Its product is annotated as disks large homolog 1-like. The transcript is spliced from 8 exons. The record is from RefSeq and is a predicted model, not a curated record. Bases 1304 to 2041 code for a protein of 245 amino acids. Gene Ontology annotation, molecular function: protein binding. Lineage: Eukaryota; Metazoa; Chordata; Mammalia; Lagomorpha; Ochotonidae.
CGGGGGGCGCGUUGAGGAGACUUGGCAUUCUUUUGUGUUUGUUAAAUGCCCAGCAGGCUCCCAGACCGACAACCCCCGACCCUCCAGUCUCCAUGUCUUAGAGAUGCCAAAUUCGAGAGUUAUAUAAUUUCAAGCGCUGCUGUUUCUCCCUGCCUGAGGAAACACUUCAUCGCUUGGAGGUUGCAGGACAUUUCAGUGCUCUUUUAUGUAGACACAGGGUCGGGGCAGGGGUGGCCAGCGGUGGCAGAGAGACCCUUUUUUUCUGCAAAAGGAAGGUGGGUAGUUCGGAAAGAGAUUGAGAGAAAGGGUGGCUGUGGAAGCCAAGCAGCUGUAAGCUCUCAUUUAGGAAAUCGCGGACCGGUUGCACAGUUGAUGCUUACAUGCCUCAUACUACUACAGCGUCUCUGAAAACACCUUUGGGGAAAGGUUUGGCUUCUCUGGAACAGGCUCAGUGUUUACCCUCGCUGUAUAGGGAGCUGCUUGGAUGCGAAAAGAUGGCAUGAUAUGAAUGACUCCAGUGUGAAGAAAUCUGCUUCGCCAACUCAUCCUGCAUCAAGUGCCCAUUGAGUAGCACUGUCACUUUAAUGUCUCCAUGCCAAGGGAUUGCUUUCCUCUUUUUCAAUCCUCUCAGUUAAUACACGGGAGGAUCAGACUCAGAAGGGCAUUAAAGGAUCAAGCCUGGGGGGCUUGGAGAGCACAGAAGAAAAAAAUGAAAGUGACAGCAAGCUGGAUCCUGUCUUGCUAAAGGGGGUGAGAUCUGGAACUUCUGGUCCAGUAAAUACAAAGGGGGCCUUUCAGUUUGUGUUGUGCCCCCAGAAAACUGUUCAAACUCACACUCUCCCUUUCUCCCCCCGAGAGAGGAAAAAAACUUUAAAAUUUUUCUGUAAAGAUUUGAAGAUCUUUACCAUCAACCAAUUCAUCUUUGAUGUUGAUGAUGUGUAAAGUGAUGGGACAGACACCUAAAUUUGGUUUGCACCUUAAUUGAGUUAGUCAUUGAAUUCCCAAAAUGGUACUGUCUGAAGAGGACUUUUAAUACUUUCCUAUGCUGACAAUAAUAUUCUCAGCUUAAACUAUACAUGAUAAAUACUUUAUAUUUUUCUCUAAACUGUGGGCAGUGUCAAAAGUUUAGCUGUAGAAAAAAGGCAUCAUUGUUUUCUUUGCAUGAAAUAGAAGACUCAGCCUGGAUGUAAGAACUGAACAGUGAAGUGAUUUGUAACAGUUACACUGUUGGUUUCAAUCCAGCUGGAUCAAGCUGAGACCUGAAAAGAGAUCUUGAUUCCUGUGGCAGUGGCAAGACCCAAGAAUGCCAGUGAAGAAGAAAGAUACUGACCGAGCUUUAUCAUUAUUGGAUGAAUAUUGCAAAAAGUUAAGAAAACCAGAGGAGCAGCUGUUGAAAAAUGCUGUUAAAAAGGUGAUGAGUAUCUUUAAGAGCAGCUUAUUCCAGGCUUUGCUAGAUAUUCAAGAAUUUUAUGAGGUGACAUUGUUAAAUUCUCAGAAAAGCUGUGAACAGAAGAUAGAAGAGGCCAAUAAAAUUGCUAAGAAAUGGGAGAAGACAUCACUUUUUGCUCCCUGCCAUGAUAAUUUUCAAGGACAUCCAGAGCUUACAGGUUGCAAUGGACCAAAAGAAAAUGCUUCGUGUAUUGAUCAAAAUAAAGAAAAUCAGUGUUUUGAAAAUGAAACUGAAGGAAAGAUAAACCAAAAUCAAGGCAAAUGCCCAGCCCAGAAUUGUUCAGUGGAAGCCCCUGGUUGGAUGCCUGUUCACCACUGUACUGUGCUUGAGGAGAGGGGACAUGAAAUGAAGUAUCGAUAUCAAGAUGAGGACGUUCCACAUGAUCAUUCCUUACCUCGACUAACACAUGAAGUAAGAGGCCCAGAACUUGUGCACGUAUCAGAAAAGAACCUGUCUCAAAUCGAAAAUGUCCAUGGAUAUGUUUUACAGUCUCAUAUUUCUCCCCUGAAGAUCACAGAAUCAAUGAGCAAAUAUUUCCAGGGUUAUGUGAAAGUCAAUAAAGGCCUUCAGAUUGAGGGUAUGGUGCUUUGA